Messenger RNA from Dermacentor albipictus, 2570 nucleotides. Its product is annotated as zinc finger protein 182-like. Gene Ontology annotation, molecular function: DNA-binding transcription factor activity, RNA polymerase II-specific; RNA polymerase II cis-regulatory region sequence-specific DNA binding. Gene Ontology annotation, biological process: regulation of transcription by RNA polymerase II. The record is from RefSeq and is a predicted model, not a curated record. Lineage: Eukaryota; Metazoa; Arthropoda; Arachnida; Ixodida; Ixodidae.
GACCACCUGCGUGCCCACACAGGUGACAAGCCAUAUCAGUGUCCUUCAUGUUCUCAGAGCUUCACAUACAAAGCUAAACUGAAAGUUCACCUGCGCACCCACACAGGUGAGAGGCCAUAUCAGUGCCCUUCAUGCUCUCAAAGCUUCAUGCAACAGGGCCAUCUAAAAGCCCACCUGCGCACCCAUACAGGCGAUAAGCCAUUUGAGUGUCCUUCAUGCUCUCAGAGCUUCACACGCAAGUUUGCCCUCAAAGUCCACCUGCGCACCCAUACAAGUGAGAAGCCAUAUCAGUGCCCUUCAUGCUCUCAGAGCUUCUCGCAACAGGACCAUCUAAAAGCCCACCUGCGCACCCAUACAGGCGAUAAGCCAUUUGAGUGCCCUUCAUGCUCUCAGAGCUUCUCGCAACAGGGCCAUCUAAAAGCCCACCUGCGCACCCAUACAGGCGAUAAGCCAUUUGAGUGCCCUUCAUGCUCUCAGAGCUUCGCACGCAAGUCUACCCUCAAAGUCCACCUGCUCACCCAUACGGAUGAGAAGCCAUAUCAGUGCCCUUCAUGCUCUCAAAGCUUCAAAAAGAGAUAUGACUUAAAGUGCCACCUGCGCACCCACACAGGUGAGAAGCCAUAUCAGUGCCCUUCAUGCUCUCGGGGCUUCAUAAAGAAAUAUGGCUUAAAGCGCCAUCUGCGCACCCACACAGGCGAUAAGCCAUUUGAGUGCCCUUCAUGCUCUCAGAGCUUCGCACGCAAGUUUACCCUCAAAGUCCACCUGCGCACCCAUACAGGUGAGAAGCCAUAUCAGUGCCCUUCAUGCUCUCAAGGCUUCAGAAAGAGAGAUGACCUAAAGUGCCACCUGCGCACCCACACAGAUGAGAAGCCAUUUGAGUGCCCUUCAUGAUCUCAGAGCUUCUCACAACAGGCCCACCUUGAGACAUAUGAGGCAAGAAGCCAUUUCAAAGUCCAUUAUGCUUUCAGAGAUUGUCGUUGAAGAAUGCCCGCAAGACACACCAGCUCAUUCAUGCAGGUGACCGGCCGUAUAGUUGUAACGUCUGCUCCAGGUCCCUUACACAGUCUCAUAACUUGAGCAGACAUAAGGGAUGACAGCACCAUGAUACUCUAGGGUAGGUCAAGAACGAUGUUGAAUGGGAAUCUGAAUUAGAAAUCUACAAAUGUGAAGAAUGUCACAUAGUGUUUUACUGCAUGAGGUAGCACAAGUGUUUCCAUGUGCUCAUAAAGGGAACGUUUAACUCGAGCCUAACUCUGAUGCUGUCUAUUCUAAUACAUGUAAAAUGCAGGAACACUUUUCUGAGAUAACUACUUGACCAAUUAUUAGGAAAUUUGUUGCUUUUGAGACAUAAAGAUAAAUUCUAGUGGGUGCUGGAUGCAUAAUCUUGAUUUAAGGCCUUAAUGUUAUAAUAGCAAUUUACAAAGAUUUGAAAAAAAUUGAAACGAGAAGUUAUUAAAUUCGCAGCUCUGCACCUAGAAUAGUUAUCGUAGUUCUGUAAACUGCAUAUGGUAGAUAAUGAAAAGCGGAGAAAUUUGAUGUAUCAAUUUAUAUUAUUCUUCAACUUGUUACAUCGUUUAUGAGGUUUUUUUUCAAUGUCUUACUCACAUAUUAGUGCUAUAUUUGAAAUCCUUGUUUGAUACAUCAGUAUUGUCCGCUUUAGAUGUGUCCUAUUUGAUGCAUUUGACAGAAUUGUAAUAAAUGUUUUUCAUUGCUGAGUUAGAGUUCUAUACUUGGUAGUUUCGCUUUCGGAAAAUUUGUGAUUUUCAACAAUUUUUAUCAGGAGAUUCGCGGCCUAAAUAAAGCAUUCAAUGUGGACACUCACUCGAUUCUUACAAUUUCUUUUAUAUGCAAACAACCUCAUAAAAUUUAGUGUAGCAGUUGUCGAGAAAAAAAAUUUAUUCCCAUGUAUUUAGAUAGGAGCCCCUGUUCUAAGUCUUCCUCUUAAACGGUCAUUGAAACACUUUUUUUCGGAUGAUCCUAUUUGCUCUUGAUCUUUUCUCAAGGUGUUAUAAAACACAGAGCAAAAGCAAUUACGAGAACUGAGCCCCACUAAGCCAUUAUAGGUGAGAAAAAAUUCAAAAUGCAGUUAAACCUCGAUAUAAUGAAGUCUGUAAAAUCAACGGUUUGCUUUGUCAUAUUGUGCUUUUUAUUUUUCCAAUAUUAUUCAACAGUUUGUUUGAUCUCAGAAAUUACUGCUAAAAUGCCCCUACAGAAAAGCAUGUUAAUUGUAAUACCUAUUAUUAUACUACAGACAUCUCAGUGAUCUGAUUUUUGUAAGUAAAUUUUUUUUUCAGAAUUGUCUUUUGGUACAUAUGGACUUGUUCUGUUAGAUCCACUCACUUUGGCUGGCGAGCUGGAUUGAAGCCUUGAUAGAGUGUGUAUGUGCAACUGAACGAGGAUGUAGAAAGAAAUAAGUACACAGAGACAGCACUGACAAGGUUCUGAUAUGCAUGGCUCAUCCUGGAGUCUCUUGAUCUUACCCAAUUUACACCUAUCUUUUUUUUUACCUAUAGGUACAUGUUUAGAGCAAUUGAUUGUUCAGUGAGCAUUCCAAUGUCUGCCUCAUGACA